AUGCGGUUCAUCACGGGUGCUAUCAAUGGCGUUCUACGACACGUGAAUGGCACAGCUCAGCCCGAAUCCCCCCUCGCUUCGUCGCCCACCGACACAGAUGCAACAAUGUCCUCGUCGUCAUUCACAAUAUGUGGAGACAUUGAAUCCGAUUCGAGUGAAUGGGAAGCUUUAGAUGCCGAAGAAUGCUUGCGAGCAGGAGACCAGCCGAGCACCGAACCGUCACAGGCAACCGAGAUUGCCCAGCAAGUGUCCGAGCCGCCAGCAGAGAAACAGCCUGAUCGUCGCGCAAGGGUCGAAGACGAUAUCGAAGACGACGACGAUGCAGGAACACCCGGGAACUCGACCGGCAUCGACGGGCCGCUUCUUCGAUGCACCGGCGACGUCGACAACGACUUUCUCGACGAGGGAUCCACGAGCGCCAUAGACUAUCUUGUCAAGCAAAGUCUGCCCGAUGCCAUCCAGAAAUCGAAGACCUCGACCGAGACGAGAGCGCCGGUAAGACAGACCAUCAGACCGACCAUAAGACCGACCAUAAGACCGACCUGGCAUCGAACACCCGUCUCCACUCGACCACGCCCACCCAUAACCUACCCUCAUAGAAUCGUCGGCCAGACACUCACCAUCAACUCCCCAACCACCGACUUUCUCCACACUCAAGGGUCAAGAGUCACCAUCGAAAGCUCCUUCUCCGGCACUAUUAUCGACUAG
Mytilinidion resinicola is the source of this 708-nucleotide messenger RNA. RefSeq lists its product as uncharacterized. Lineage: Eukaryota; Fungi; Ascomycota; Dothideomycetes; Mytilinidiales; Mytilinidiaceae. The coding region runs from base 1 to 708 and encodes 235 amino acids. The transcript has a single exon. The record is from RefSeq and is a predicted model, not a curated record.